GUCUGGCAGCCUCAUUAUCCAUUUACCUCCGCUUGAGGGAAUUUUCGAUCCACCUCUCGGCACACUGCAGUCAGAGUCUCUAAACCAAGACUCCUCAGUCAACAAGUCAGUUGUCCGGGACUGUUCUGCUCCCAUUUUAAUAGUUGGCAACUUUCAGAGUAAGAUGCUUCUGUAUUUAGACAUCCUGGCGCUGCUCCUCCUGCAGCCGGCUUUGUUGAGCUCAGCGGUGCCGACCACCCCGUCCAGAGGAUGUCCCACCUGUAAAUCACAGUCCACGCAGAGCCAACCGGCGGCAGAUUCAAAUUCCACCGCCCCGGCCGUUGGAGAAGCAUGCGGGGUCUACACAGUGGGCUGCGCCGGCGGUCUGCGUUGUGCGCCUUCAGAGGAUGAGCCGAGGCCCCUGCGUGCCCUUCUGGAAGGGAGGGGAGUCUGCAAAAAUGCCAGCGGCGUCGGACCGACUGAAAAUGCCCAGACUGUAGACCAAGCCGCUACUGAAGAUCCAGACCAGACUCCGUGUCGUAAACUGCUGACUUCACUUAUCAAAGGUCUUGAUGCUCAUGUAUUUAAGUUGCAUCAUCAUAUAUACAUGCCCAACUGUGACAAACGGGGUUUCUUUCGGAAGAAGCAGUGUUGGUCGUCCCGAGGUAAGCGGCGUGGCAAUUGCUGGUGUGUGGAUCAGAACGGCAUGCCAGUCUCCUCCAGCACUAAACAGAGGGGAGGCCUGAGCUGUUCAAAUGCAUGAUGCCUGGACCGAAGCAGAGGAGGCUGGAGCUUCAUCGCCGAUACCAGAUGAAGAUGAAGGAACACCAAUACAGAACGUAACGGAGCUCAAAGCAGACAGAAACAGCUCUCCGCCAAUGAAAAGCUGUUUCCAAAUCAGGAGUAACUUUGUAUCCCUGCGCCCUCUACUGAACAUAUUCAGAGUGUAAUGAUUAGACAUUAUCAACUGAUAUGAGAUCGAAAAGAACACCAUAUCAAAUGUAUAUCAACUUUUUCGCCUGUCAAUAUAUGCAUAUAUUUAUUGCCCCUUCAGUUAUAUCUAUUCAAAUUGUUCAUCUUUAUGCUUCACCAUUUUAACUAAUAAUAUAUGUUAUUUCCAGGCAUUGACCAAGAUCUUUAACAAUAUGAUUUGGAUCAUUGUAUCAUAUUUAUAUGUACAUUUUCAGUACUUUUUACGAUAAUUGAAUAACUGUAAUUACUGUACAUGUAUCUCUUGAUGUAAUCCUAUUUAUGUUACAUUGAAUAUAAUAUUUAUAUUAUCUGAAUAAGGCAUUAACAGUGGUUGGCCACUAGAGCAGCCAAGGUAUUAUUAUUAUUAUUGUUCUUUUUAUUAGGUAUUAUUAUAUAAAAACCUGAAUUUCUAAUGCAGAAUUACAUGAGGGCAAUAUGAAGAAAAUGUACCUCUUGAACAUUAAGGAAAAAUCUGACAUCCAGUCAAUAAAGCAAACAUGCUCACAAGAAACUUUAUCCAUGCUUUGAGGAUUUUGUCUAUUUUGAGAACCAAUUGAUUAUUUUGGAGUACUAAUUUAGUAUUUAAACUAACAUCAUGAAUGAAGAUGAAGAGGAAAAAGAAGAUGAAAGCAGUUAACAUAGGUUUGCUGUGUUAACGCAAGGUUGAACAGUAACAAUCAGAUGUAACUUUAUGAAGAAUUGUUAUUACAUCACAAAGGGCCAUUAUUAUGAAUAAGUCAUGAAUAAUAUCUAUUAUUCAACAGAAAGGAGAUUAAAGGCACUUUGAGAUCAAACUCAAUUAGAAUUUGUCUGCAAUAAAACCAUUAUGACAUUUUAUCAUCUGCCCAAACACAUAGUUGUCUACAAUGAUCUACAAUGUUUGUAAAAAGCCAAUAAAAUAUUAAAUAAAAGUACG
Molecule: messenger RNA, 1867 nt
Organism: Pungitius pungitius (ninespine stickleback)
Lineage: Eukaryota; Metazoa; Chordata; Actinopteri; Perciformes; Gasterosteidae
Product: insulin-like growth factor-binding protein 3
Exons: 4
Coding region: 164-742 (192 amino acids)
Biological process (GO): regulation of insulin-like growth factor receptor signaling pathway
Cellular component (GO): extracellular region
Molecular function (GO): insulin-like growth factor II binding; insulin-like growth factor I binding
Source: RefSeq, a predicted model, not a curated record